Vigna angularis (adzuki bean) is the source of this 2059-nucleotide messenger RNA. Its product is annotated as 1-(5-phosphoribosyl)-5-[(5-phosphoribosylamino)methylideneamino] imidazole-4-carboxamide isomerase, chloroplastic. Gene Ontology annotation, cellular component: cytoplasm. Gene Ontology annotation, biological process: L-tryptophan biosynthetic process; L-histidine biosynthetic process. Bases 378 to 1304 code for a protein of 308 amino acids. The transcript is spliced from 3 exons. Gene Ontology annotation, molecular function: 1-(5-phosphoribosyl)-5-[(5-phosphoribosylamino)methylideneamino]imidazole-4-carboxamide isomerase activity. The record is from RefSeq and is a predicted model, not a curated record. Lineage: Eukaryota; Viridiplantae; Streptophyta; Magnoliopsida; Fabales; Fabaceae.
UCAUCUCCUCCUUUCUUUCUUUUAAAACCCAGAAGCUUCUUCUUUUCCACCACAGAACCGCGAAACCCUAGUCUCCACCACCAACGUCGUGCCACUCCAGCCACCGCGAGCCUUACCAUUGCCGGUGAGCACUGCCUGCGUCACAUCACAUUGUCGCCGGUAGCCAAAGCGUCGCCCACCAUGACCUCUUGCAUCGCGCCACUCCAGUCGUCCCUUCGCCGGCGAUUGCAGUGUCCAACCGAAUGCACCACUUCACGCCAUCUUCAUAACCUUGCCUGAAACCUACGAUCGCAUUUCAGUCACGGCUGUCCAAUCUCCCAUCGCUGAAGUCCCUCGUUUUUUUUUGUGUUGAAGGGUGACCACAGUUUGCUUAAGGAAUGAUGAAAAAUAUCUCUGCAUCACAUUCCUUCGGGCUUUUCGUCACCUCACCCAUCUUUUGUCCCAAUAAUCUUCCUGUUAUCACUCUCUCCUCACGUUCCAGCAGAAGAUCUCCUCUUUCCAUUCAAAGCGCGGUUCAAUUCCGUCCCUGCAUCGAUAUCCACAAGGGGAAAGUGAAACAAAUUGUGGGGUCAACCUUGAAAGACUUGAAAGGGGGUGAUGGGUUGGAUCCUGUGACCAAUUUUGAGUCUGAUAAGUCAGCUGCCGAGUAUGCUACUCUUUACAGACGAGAUGGACUCACGGGUGGCCACGUCAUCAUGCUUGGUGCAGACCCUUUGAGCAAAGUUUCUGCCUUUGAAGCAUUGUAUGCUUAUCCUGGCGGUCUACAAGUUGGAGGGGGGAUAAAUGCUGACAAUUGUUUGAGUUUCAUAGAAGAGGGAGCGAGCCAUGUCAUUGUGACAUCUUAUGUAUUCAAUGAUGGACAAAUGGAUAUUGGAAGGCUGAAAGAUCUUGUUCAAAUUGUUGGCAAAGAGAGGCUUGUGUUGGAUCUCAGUUGUAGAAAAAAGGAUGGUAAAUAUGCAAUUGUCACUGAUAGAUGGCAGAAGUUCAGUAAUGUUUUUGUUGAUCCUGGUGUAAUGGAAUUUCUGGCUAGUUUUGCGGAUGAGUUUCUGGUCCAUGGUGUAGAUGUUGAAGGGAAGAGGUUGGGAAUUGACGAAGAGCUUGUUGCCUUGCUUGGCAAACAUUCACCAAUUCCUGUUACCUAUGCUGGUGGUGUGACUGGAAUGGCUGAUCUAGAGAGGAUAAAAAGUGCCGGAAUGGAGCGUGUGGAUGUAACUGUGGGUAGUGCCUUGGAUAUUUUUGGAGGAAACUUGACUUAUGAAGAGGUUUUAGCUUGGCAUGUACGGCAAAAGGCCUAUGUAGUUUGACUAAUGUGUUUCUUCUAAUUGGAGAUAGGGACUGGUGUGCAAGGAUCUGUUUGUGGUUUUUCUAUAGAUGUGUAACCAUUUAUCAGCUUAUUUUUUAAUGUCUGAAGGCAAAUUGAACAAUUGAUAACAGACUAUCUAGUAUGAACUGUCUACAACAAUCACCAGCCAACUGUUGCCUCUAUUUCUAGCAGAUGAUUGGGAAUUGAAGGUUCAACCAGCAGAAGAGCUUGCUGUUAGAAGGAACCAAAAGGGCAUCUCGAAGUUCUUAUUUGGUAGAAGGAAUUGCCAGAUUUUGAAAAUUCGUGGGAAGUUCUAUCUACGUUCAAGGAGAAUUUUCCUGACUUUCACCUUGAGGGCAAGGUGCAUCUUGAGGAGGGGAUUGUUGAUAGGAAUCCGGAAAUAAUUAGGUCCAAACUCAAAAUAUUUAAGGUGUAUGUUAGAAAGAGAAGGAAUGGCAAAGUGGGGAAUCAAAAUGGCAGGAGAGAGAAUGAGAAGAGUCCUUCCAUGUAACAAACUGCCGAACUGGCAUGGUAGUUAAGAAGUGAUUCUGCUGUAUGGGUAUAAGAUGUGAGAAGACAGUAGGGGGAGGGCGGUGCUGGUUUUGGGCUGGGAUUUGGGGGAGACUAGACACUCUCUAACUGUCUAGAGAUACUUUCCAUUUGUCUUACUGCUCUGUACUUUCUUUCCUGAUGCAGGCACUGAUAUCAUUAUGAUAUUGUCCUGUUUUCUUUACUAAUAAAGUGAUUAUUCAGCUA